Messenger RNA from Xiphias gladius (swordfish), 2018 nucleotides. RefSeq names its product ring finger protein 175 (gene rnf175). Lineage: Eukaryota; Metazoa; Chordata; Actinopteri; Istiophoriformes; Xiphiidae. Gene Ontology annotation, cellular component: Golgi membrane; endoplasmic reticulum membrane. The transcript is spliced from 9 exons. Gene Ontology annotation, molecular function: ubiquitin protein ligase activity; metal ion binding. The record is from RefSeq and is a predicted model, not a curated record. The coding region runs from base 1 to 942 and encodes 313 amino acids.
AUGGCGAGCGUGCACCCCCCGGACGACCUGCUGAAGAUGACACACAGAGAAAACUGGAAGGUGCAGCAUGAGCAUCUGCAUGUGAAGCACAGGGGCCACGAGGCCAUGCACGCUGAGAUGGUGCUGAUCCUCAUCGCCACGCUGGUGGUGGCACAGAUAGUCCUGGUGCAGUGGAAGCAGCGGCACCACCGGUCCUACAAUCUGGUGACUCUGGUCCAGAUGUGGGUGGUCCCUCUUUACUUCACCAUCAAACUGUACUGGUGGAGGUUCCUGUCCAUGUGGGGCAUGUUCUCCGUCAUCACCAGCUACGUCAUCUUCAGAGCCACUCGCAAGCCGCUGUCCUGCAGGACGCCGAGGAUGGUGUACAAGUGGUUCCUGUUGAUCUACAAGCUGAGUUAUGCAGUGGGCAUCCUGGGCUACUUGGCCAUCAUGUUCACCAUGUUCGGCUUCAACGUCUUCUUCAGGAUCAAGGCAGAGGACUCUAUGGACGUAGGCGUAAUCAUGCUGUUUUACGGUCUUUACUACGGCGUCAUGGGCAGAGACUUUGCUGAAAUCUGUUCUGACUACAUGGCUUCUACAAUUGGGUACUACAACAAGGGAGGCAUGCCCAGCAGGAGCCUGACCAACGACAUCUGCGCCGUGUGCGGUCAGAAGAUCCUGGUGGACGUGGAGGAGGAAGGAUUUAUAGAGGACACCUACCAGCUCUCCUGUGGACACAUAUUCCACGAGUUCUGCAUCCGCGGCUGGUGCAUCGUGGGUAAGAAGCAGACGUGUCCGUACUGCAACGAGAAGGUUGACUUGAAGAGGAUGAUGAACAACCCCUGGGAGAAGACACACGUCCUCUACGGGCAGUUGCUCGACUGGCUCAGAUACCUGGUUGCCUGGCAGCCCAUCAUCAUCGGUAUCGUUCACGGGAUUAACUUCUCCCUGGGCCUUGAGUAGAGCCCAGAGGAACGCCGCCGUAGGUAUGUCAGGAGUCGAGGGAAGUGCGAGAAACGUUUGGCAGCAAACUGUCAAAGUCAGCGCUACAAGGAACUGACCCGGGCUGCUUUUGAAGUCUUUUGUUUCUUUCGUACGUGUUCUGCGACUGAACGCUUGCACAGUUCCCCGCAGACCGAUCCCACGUGGCCUGCGUCGCCGUGUGCAGAGGACACGGCGAUCCCAAAACUGCUGCCAACUUGGACAAAAAUAUUUAAGCACAGAUCCAGUAUUUGAUCUUUUCAAAACGUUUGACACAGGAAAGAUGUGUCUGGUUUGGAACUUAUGGAAACGUUGCUCUCAUGCAUGAUGUUUUUUUUUUUUUUGAGAUAAACCAAUGCUUUUCUAUGUACUGUGUCAUGAAAAUGCCUUUUAUUUUUUAUUUUUUUAGUAGUUUUAUUUGCACUCCUCCCUGCUGGUUCCAUUGACACCACUAACGAGUUUCUGCCCAAACUCUUCUUUUAAAAGACUUAAUGUGCAUUUGGAAGGCUGCAGCUCUUUGCACAUUGAUUACAAAAAGGAUAAUUCUGUCCAAAUAGUUGUGGUUUACACAAAACCUGUUUACAUUUCAUGUAACUUUGUUUAUUACCGAAGUUUUUUUGGAACGUCUGUUUCGUCAUCUUUUAAUUUGUAUGAGGCUAAAGUAAGUGGUCAGUUUAUUGUAGCAGUUUGAGUAAAUACGUCACCAUUGAGUUUCUGAAGGAGUUUUGUAGACUGCAGUUACCACUGCAGCCGAACCUCCAGGAUGUAAACCCGUGUAGAAGGGAGUAAAACAUCCCGUCAAGGAUCAAUUUGAGGAUUGUUUUACAGAACUGGGGGAUAAAUGGGUAGCGUGUACUCUUGGCUUUGUUGUCAUUCUCCCAACACGGUGGCAUGUGCCCCUUAACUCCCAAUCUUUUAAUAAUGAGGUAGAAUGGGUUUGAUCAGAUCCUUGAAAAGUUUUCCAUCCAUCAGGAAGAAAACUUUCCUCUGUCAAAUCAAAUAGACGUUGCUUUCUUAUCAAGUCUGCUGCUAUUAACUUUGUAUUAAAUAAAUAUUUA